AUGACACGAUUCUUUCGCAUUCCCGUGGAGAUUCUCUAUUCCAUAAUUGGUCUCCUGAGCCCAUCUGAUCUUUCGUGCUUAUCUCGGACGUGCAAACAAAUCCACCAACUAGCCACCCCGCGUCUUUGGAGAAGCUACCGCAAAUACAACCAGCAACCUUACAACCCAUUCCUGCGGACUAUACUCAUCAACCCAGGCCUAGCCAACCACAUUGAAGAACUUCGCGUGGCGGAUGUAACCCAAGAUGACCCUCGCGAAAUCUCAGAGGAAGAUAUCCAAUUGUUCCAAUCAGCAGUCUCAAAGCUCCCACUUCCUGCCGAAUUCAAAGAUCGCCUGAAAGCAGGGAUCAGAGAAGGAUACAGCGAUCCUAUGCUUGCUGUUAUACUCUGCAAACUACCCAAUUUGAAGAAUCUGUUCCUAGACCGGCCUGAGAGCUGCGAGUUGAUAUGUGAGCUGCUUGACCACGCCGAUUCGUGCGAAUUUUCCAGCCUUGAAAACAUCCGACGAUUCUCCAUAGAAACUGAAGACUAUGCGUUUCCCGUGGGACCUUGUCAUGAGUAUGGGGGCGUUCUUAACAUGACACACGAGGUGCAAAUCGUGCACCUAAACGAUGAUAGUAUGAGUCCAUCUCGACUCCGAGAUGGCUCAUCUGCAGUUGAGCAUCUUCACAUACUCGAGAGCGGUAUGGGAAUGGAUGCCAUGCGGGUGUUUACGCAGGGCUGCAGAACGCUCCGUACGUUCAACUAUACCUUUGGGAAAGUCCGUGAUCUUGAGGAACAUUUCAGGCCGCAGGAGGCUGUGAAAGAGCUUCAGCGCCAUAUAGACACGCUUGAGGAGCUCACGAUGCUGUACAACGAUGACCAUGUGAAGCUGCCUUUGUACGAUUUGACGGCUCGCGAAUGGUACAUGGGGACAGAGCUGCGGCAAUUUACCAAGUUGAAGAAGCUUCGAAGUGGUAUGCACAGUCUGCUUGGGCUACUGCAUCCACAGUCAGACGCGAUGGAGGCGUAUCCCACAAAUCCUCAGGCUGACAAAGAAAGACCAGAGCUGGUGGACGUGCUUCCGACGUCAAUAGAGCACUUGACUAUCUUGUACGCUGAUGCACGGAUUAUUCCUCACUUACAAAAGGUUGGGGAUGUCCGCGAGAAACAAUUUCCCAAUCUGGAAAAGGUUAUUGUCGGAUUUUGCUCCGAGUCAACGGAGAAGGACGUUCAAUUGGAAAUUCCAGGGCUGGAGUUGGCAGUGCUAUAUCAGACUCAGGAGGAAAGAGAGGCCUAUGUAAAUGGCCGAGAGCGCUAUUCGUGGGUUGGGUCUCCGGUCUUCAGGGACUGA
This is a messenger RNA of Aspergillus chevalieri, 1332 nucleotides long. Its product is annotated as F-box protein. Lineage: Eukaryota; Fungi; Ascomycota; Eurotiomycetes; Eurotiales; Aspergillaceae. The record is from RefSeq and is a predicted model, not a curated record. Gene Ontology annotation, molecular function: protein binding. The transcript has a single exon. Bases 1 to 1332 code for a protein of 443 amino acids.